Messenger RNA from Armigeres subalbatus, 583 nucleotides. It is a transcript of the gene UQCR-11, whose product is annotated as cytochrome b-c1 complex subunit 6, mitochondrial. Gene Ontology annotation, biological process: mitochondrial electron transport, ubiquinol to cytochrome c. Bases 176 to 436 code for a protein of 86 amino acids. The record is from RefSeq and is a predicted model, not a curated record. The transcript has 3 exons. NCBI's taxonomy places the organism in Eukaryota, Metazoa, Arthropoda, Insecta, Diptera, Culicidae.
AGUAAAUAAUGAUGAAAGAGAAGUAAUGAUUAGAAUAAGUCAUUGGCUGUCAAAGUAGCUGUCAAAAUUGUCAUGCAAAAAUCGAGAACUGAGUUGAAAUUUGUCCAGAGUUAUAUCAUCACUUGGUAUCGACUAGUUUUGGCGAUUUUUUGACUCGGUACUUCUACGGAGAACGAUGGCUGCAAAACGAUUCUGGGCAUCCUUUUUCCCAAUCGUGAAGGCUCAGGAAGAGGACGUUGUUGACCCACAGGCUGUGCUCCGGGAAAAGUGUGCUGAACACGGAAAGGCCCCACAGCUAUGGGAAAAGUACCAGACCUGCAACGAUCGCGUCAACGGACGAUCAAAUACUACCGAGACCUGCGUUGAAGAGCUUUUCGAUUAUCUCCACGAAUUGGACCAUUGUGUAACGCACACUUUGUUCUCCAAGUUGAAGUAAGCACUUUGAAGCACAGUGUGGAGGCUAACAACCGUUUAUUUAGUUAUACUAUGGCCAUCAAACGGAACAAAACUCUGGCGUUUCAAAUAGUUGAAUACCCCACUGAAAUAGCCCCGUGAAUAAAGCCUUCUAUUUAAUUCGUGGAUA